GCGCGAGAGUAUAACUCGCUGAUAGGUCAAGUUCCUCGAAAAGACAAGACUAUCAACAAAUCAUCGGGCGCCAUCAACAGUCGUCAAGCUUUCCAGGGGUGGGAUUUAUAGGAUUGACUGAAAGUAAAGAGAAGAAGAUCCGCCAUUUUCUAUUUCGUGCGACUUAAAAAGGCUGAGGCUCAGCGAUAAUCACCGCGAUAAAGAUGGUGAAGAUAUUCAUAGGUAACCUCCCCCAGGAGGCGGACACGGAUGAGCUCCAGGCGCUGUUCUCGCAGUACGGGGCGGUAACGGAGUGCGCCAUCAUCAAAAACUUCGCCUUCGUCCACAUGGAGGAUCGCAAGAGUGCCACCAAAGCCAUCCGCAACCUGCACCUCUACAAGCUGCACGGCACUCCCAUAAACGUGGAGGCCAGUCACGGCAAGAACCAGGGCCCGGUGAAACUGCACGUGGCCAACGUGGAGAAGGGCUGCGACGACGAGCUCCGGGCCCUGUUCGAGGAGUACGGCACGGUCACGGAGUGUGCGGUCAUCAAGAAUUUUGCCUUUAUUCACAUGGCCAAUUCUGAAGAGGCUAUGGAUGCCAUCAAGGGUUUAGACAAUUCGGACUUCCAGGGCAAACGGAUUCACGUGCAAAUCUCAAAGAGCCGACCUAGAGGUGAGGAGGAGGAAGAGUAUGGGCAGCCUCCCCCAGACAGAGCAGGGUAUUGGCCCCCUCGUUUUCCCGGGGAUGGGCCUGAGCCAGGUCCACCUGGCUACUUCAGGGGGCGCUUCAGUCACCCUGUAUCCCACGGGCCCGGGUACCCCCCUGCCCCUCCUCCCCCGCCCCCACCUCCCCCGAGGCGAGCCCCCUACCCCGACCGGUCGGCCUCCUACGACCGGGAACGGGAGCGCGAUAGCUACGGGGUCGUGGACUAUUACGAGAAAUACCGCGCCCGUCCGUACGGCAUCACCUCGUACGAGGAGCGGCGCGUCAGCUCCAUCCCGCCUCCCCCCCCGCCCCCCGCCUCCGCCAUCAUGAGGGAGCGCCUAGCGCCCUCGGGCCUCGACCCCUACGAGCGUCGGCCCCUCCCGCCCCCGGCCUCUUCGUACUACCCCCGGGACCGCAGUCCCAUCCGGAGGGCGCCGCCUGCGCCCGUCGCCCCCGCCGGGAACGGGUACUCGUACGAGCGCUCCCGCCUCUCGCCGCUGUCCAUGUCCAGGACCCCGCUGUACGGGAUGCCACGCGCCCGGGACCCCUACGCCGACCGGGUGCCGCCGCCGCCGCCGCCACCCCCCGCACGCUACUCGUACUAACCGCACCCCGGCGCGUUCUCUCAAGGUUUAAGUUAUCUGACAAGAUCGUCGUCUCCUGAUGCACGCGGCGCAAAACCACCUCGUCUGUGGCGGAUCGCGUUUCGUUCGACACCGGCUCUUACGGAAGGAAUUCUAGUGCGGACCACCCGUCCUAUAAAACGCUUUUACGCUCGUUCGUUUUCGUCAACUUGCUUAAACUGUAACCGAUUUCAUUAUUUUCUUUUUGUUUUUGUUUU
Anguilla rostrata (American eel) is the source of this 1528-nucleotide messenger RNA. RefSeq names its product RNA binding motif protein 4.3 (gene rbm4.3). Gene Ontology annotation, cellular component: nucleus. Gene Ontology annotation, molecular function: mRNA binding. The coding region runs from base 204 to 1292 and encodes 362 amino acids. Lineage: Eukaryota; Metazoa; Chordata; Actinopteri; Anguilliformes; Anguillidae. The record is from RefSeq and is a predicted model, not a curated record. The transcript has 4 exons.